GUAUGUGUGUGUGUCUGUGUGUGUAUGUGUGUGCUCACAAACUUCUACGUUGCCUCUCGUGCGUGAGUGUGAGAGAGAGUGUGCGUGUGUGUUUGUGGGAGGGGUUCACAGAAGGAAAGUGCAGCAAAUCCUGUCAUUUUCUGGAGUAAUGGUAGUAGGUCAGAACGGUUGAGGACCCAGCGAGCGAGCCGGAAGGAGGAAGGAAAAGGAAAGGAAAGGAGAGAGCUGGGUCUGGGAAUGGGACGCGCUCCAGGAGAUCUCGUUUGCGCGCAGUUCCCCUUUCCUCGGUUCGUCCAGCCCGAGUGCUCCGCGGAGCCCCUCUCUACAAGUCCUGUUCCCAUGCCAGAGCACGCAGCUGUCUAUCUGUCUCUCUCUACUACUGCUGUUGUGAGGAAAUGUCGUCCGUGACGAAUGGCAUAUACUUUUCUCCUUUUGAAGUGUAAGCGCACAACCCUGGACGCGGGUGAACUUUUAAUGGACAGAUCGACAACGUUUCCGACCUGCGGGACAGAGAAUACACCUGACGGUUUGGUGAACGAAAUCACUGCAAACCGGGACGUUUAGGUUAUUAGGAAUGUGGAAAACAAGUCCGGGUCAACGGUGGUGAAUCAACCGUCAGUUCCCCCCGACUCCAACCAUGACCACUGGCCUGAACCUGACUUCCCUGCUGAACGUCACCGAGCUACACAACCAAAGCCGAGGAUGUUCCCUGACCAAGAGCUUCCAGUUCUACUACCUGCCCACCGUCUACAUCAUGGUGUUCCUGACGGGGCUGGUGGGCAACAGCCUGGCUAUCUGGAUGUUCGUGUGCCACAUGCGCCCCUGGAGUAGCAUCUCCGUGUACAUGUUCAACCUGGCGCUGGCCGACUUCUGCUACGUGCUCUCGCUGCCCUUCCUCAUCUUCUACUACUUCAACAAGACCGACUGGAUCUUCGGCGACGUCAUGUGCCGCCUGCAGCGCUUCAUCUUCCACGUCAACCUGUACGGCAGCAUCCUCUUUCUCACCUGCAUCAGCGUGCACCGCUACAGCGGCGUGGUGCACCCGCUCAAGUCCCUGGGCCGGCUCAAGAAAAAGAACGCUGUGAUCAACAGCGCCCUGGUGUGGGUGGUGGUGAUCGUGGGCAUCUCGCCCAUCCUGUACUACUCCCGGACGGGGCCGAAGCGCAACGCCACCACCUGCUACGAUACCACCACGGAAGACGAGCUGCCGGGCUACUUCAUCUACAGCAUGUGCAUGACUGUGUUCGGCUUCUGCAUCCCCUUCCUCAUCAUCCUCGGCUGCUACGGCAUGAUCGCCAAGGCGCUGAUCAGCAACGACAUGAACAACGCGCCGUUGCGCCGCAAGUCCAUCCACCUGGUGAUCAUCGUGCUGGCCGUGUUUGCCAUCUCCUACCUGCCCUUCCACGUCAUGAAGAACCUCAACAUGAGGGCCAGGCUGUACUUCCAGAGCCCCGAUAUGUGCGACUUUAACAACCGGGUGUACGCCACCUACCAGGUGACGCGCGGCCUGGCCAGCCUCAACAGCUGCGUGGACCCCAUCCUGUACUUCCUGGCCGGGGACACCUUCCGGAGGAAGCUGUCGCGCGCCACCAAGAAGAACUCCAGGAAGGGCGACGGCCAGCCACACUCCAAGAGCGAAGAGACGGCACUCAACAGCCUGGCGGAGCACGGGGAGAACGGGGACAGGAGGCUCUGACCUGGGCCAAGACAUAAGCCAGGACCUGGGCCCGGACAUAGGCUGGGACAUGGGCUCUGAAUUGGGGUCUGACCUGGGCCGGACAUGGGCCUGGACAUAGGCUAGGACCUGGGCUUGGAAAUGGGCCCGGACCUGGUCAAGGACAUAGGCUAGGACGUGGGCCUAGACUUUGGCCUGGACUUGGGCCCCUGACUUUGGCACUGACCUAGGCUUGGACCUAGGCCUGGACCUGGGGCCGGACUUUGGCCUGGACAUUGGCCCGUAAGAGGGCCAGGACCUGGGCUCUGAACUAGGCCCGGACCUGGGAGCUGACCUAGGCCGGGACCCAUGGGCCCUGAUCUGGAUCCAGUCCUGGGCCUGAACAUGGUCUUUUGGGGUGUGUGUGUUUGCAACAUAUUAGGUCUGCAUAUUUGUGGCCUCCCGAUAUGCACAGUACUGUUGUGUACGGUGCAGGCAACAGAUGUAGCUCUGUUGUGUGUGCGUGUGAACAGAUGAAUCUCACAUCCAGCUCUUGAUUUCUAUAGUUGCUAUCUAUGAUCUUUAAAAUGCACCUUGGGUUUUGUUAAAUAUUGUACGAUUUUAGCAGAAAAAAUGUAUGUCGUUUUUCCGAAGCAUCGAUGAUAAUGUUAGUGACGAUGUUUGAUUGACCCUUACUUGGGACAGCCUUUAGUUAUGUAUUUAUAAAUCUGUCCCCUUAAUACUUCUUAUCCUAACCAUACCAUACCAUUUCUAAUUCCCUUAUCCUCAAACAACCCCUAAAGACGUAUCCCAUUUUACCAUGACGAUUAUGCCGUCAUUACAUUAACCUUGACAAAAUCAUGAGCUUGAAGCAUUCCCAAAGUUUAAUCGUUGGAUAUUACUGCUAUUCAAAUACCUUUUGAGAAUAUCAGAAAAUUACCCAUUUUUCAUUCUGCUUCAAAUUUGACUUUCUAAGUGUGAUCAAGUUCCAUACUUAACAUACCUCAAACAGCGUUGCCAAGCAUCAGUGUUGCAGAUGUGCGGGGGA
Gadus chalcogrammus (walleye pollock) is the source of this 2702-nucleotide messenger RNA. RefSeq names its product purinergic receptor P2Y1 (gene p2ry1). The transcript is spliced from 2 exons. Gene Ontology annotation, biological process: platelet activation; relaxation of muscle; phospholipase C-activating G protein-coupled receptor signaling pathway. Gene Ontology annotation, molecular function: ATP binding; G protein-coupled ADP receptor activity; G protein-coupled ATP receptor activity. Lineage: Eukaryota; Metazoa; Chordata; Actinopteri; Gadiformes; Gadidae. Bases 638 to 1696 code for a protein of 352 amino acids. The record is from RefSeq and is a predicted model, not a curated record. Gene Ontology annotation, cellular component: plasma membrane.